AUGCGGUCUGUGUCGUUUGUCUUUGACGCCGAGUCAUUGGCUGAAGCACCCUCUUCUAGAACGACGCUUGGAACAUAUGCAGCGAACCCCGCACCCCACGUCGCCAGUGCUUUGCUCGACAGUGCCAUGUUACAGCCGCCAGUCGCCCGUUCGGAGCGGUUCGUCCCACCUGGAGGCUGCACAUGGCGCAACAAAGUCCCACUGCUUAGUGUCACAAGGGCAAAGGCCAGAGAGCGAUUGCUCAAAGGUGGUGGCGCCACUCAUUAUUCCGGUCGGGCGGCGGCGUCGGGUCGGGUCGCAGAUUGGAUGCAGAAAGUACACAUUCGCACAUGUCAUGUCCUGGAGUUGCUUGCUGCCACCAAGGGAUUUGCAGACAGACUUCAAUAUCCGUUCGUGUUAGCGAGGAAUCUUGAUUUGUCUUGUGGGUACGAGUAUGCAGCCCGGAAUUACUUGCACAGGCAAUGUCAUGGCGGAGCGAUAAGGGAGCUUGGGGAGCCAUGUCCAAGGCGCUUUUGCUAUGGCGGUGCCUGGAUGCCGUAA
Trichoderma virens Gv29-8 is the source of this 540-nucleotide messenger RNA. RefSeq lists its product as uncharacterized. The transcript has 2 exons. Bases 1 to 540 code for a protein of 179 amino acids. Lineage: Eukaryota; Fungi; Ascomycota; Sordariomycetes; Hypocreales; Hypocreaceae. The record is from RefSeq and is a predicted model, not a curated record.